This is a messenger RNA of Pyrgilauda ruficollis (rufous-necked snowfinch), 861 nucleotides long. Its product is annotated as serine/threonine-protein phosphatase 6 regulatory ankyrin repeat subunit C-like. The transcript has 7 exons. The record is from RefSeq and is a predicted model, not a curated record. The coding region runs from base 1 to 861 and encodes 286 amino acids. Gene Ontology annotation, cellular component: nucleus. Lineage: Eukaryota; Metazoa; Chordata; Aves; Passeriformes; Passeridae. Gene Ontology annotation, molecular function: transcription cis-regulatory region binding; protein binding. Gene Ontology annotation, biological process: positive regulation of transcription by RNA polymerase II.
AUGGCUGGGACAGCCCAGAAAGCCCUCCACCUGCUCCUGAAGCACUCGGCCGAUGUCAAUGCCCGCGACAAGCACUGGCAGACGCCGCUGCACGUGGCUGCCGCCAACCGGGCCACCAAGUGCGUGGAGGCGCUGGUGCCGCUGCUCAGCACCGUCAACGUGGCCGACCGCACCGGGCGCACGGCGCUGCACCACGCCGUGCACAGCGGCCACCUCGAGAUGGUGAACCUGCUGCUCAACAAAGGUGCCAGCCCCAGCACGUGUGACAAGAAGGACAGGCAGCCCCUGCACUGGGCGGCCUUCCUGGGUCACCUGGAGGUGCUGAAGCUGCUGGUGGCACGCGGGGCCGAUGUCAUGUGCAAGGACAGGAAGGGUUACACGCUGCUGCACACGGCGGCCGCCAGCGGCCAGAUCGAGGUGGUGCGUCACCUCCUCAGGCUGGGGGUGGAGAUCGACGAGCCCAACUCCUUCGGGAACACGGCGCUGCACAUCGCCUGCUACAUGGGCCAGGACGCGGUGGCCAACGAGCUGGUCAACGUGGGCGCCAACGUCAACCAGCCCAACGAGAAGGGCUUCACCCCCCUGCACUUCGCCGCCGUCUCCACCAACGGCGCCCUGUGCCUGGAGAUCCUGGUCAACAACGGCGCCGACGUCAACUUCCAGAGCAAGGAAGGGAAGAGCCCCCUGCACAUGGCGGCGAUCCACGGACGGUUCACGCGCUCGCAGAUCCUCAUCCAGAACGGCAGUGAGAUCGACUGUGCUGACAAGUACGGCAAUACCCCCCUGCACGUCGCUGCUAGAUACGGCCACGAGCUGCUAAUUAGUACGCUAAUGACCAAUGGUGCUGACACUGCCAGGUGA